ACUUCCCCGAAGAAGAAGUUCACCCAAAAAUGGCCGCACAGCAACAACCCGGAGGACCGAUUCCGCAAGUUGGAAUGCAGCAAGCUGCUACACUUCAACAACAGCAGUUGAGUCAACAGCAAGAUUUCGACCCCGUUCAUCGAUUCAAAAUGCUUAUUCCACAAUUAAAAGAGAGCCUCCAGAAUGUUAUGAAGAUUGCCUCUUUAAAUUUGGGACAUAAUACAUCAAUUGACAAUGGCAUAAAGAGCAGCGAUGCCAGUGUACAGCGGUUUGACAAGAGUCUGGAAGAGUUUUAUGCCCUAUGUGAUCAGCUGGAACUCUGCUUACGGCUUGCCUACGAGUGCUUAUCCCAGAGCAUUGACAGUGCCAAGCACUCUCCUAACCUGGUCCCAACAGCCACCAAGCCUGACACCGUACAGACAGAGUCCCUGUCCUACUCACAGUACCUCAGCAUGAUCAAGUCGCAGAUCUCCUGCGCCAAAGACAUUCAUAACGCUCUAUUGGAGUGCUCCAAGAAAAUCGCAGGAAAGGGCCAGCCACCAGGAAUCCUGUAGAAAUAGACAUUUUAUAUUAUUUUCCUAAAGUUAUUUGUAUUUUUUUUUGUAAUGAUAAAGACAUACAAAGUUGAUUUAACUGUUUAACAGAUGCCCAUCUUCACUUUUCUUGCCCCCCAAAAUCAGAAAAGUAGCAAAAAUAAUGUCCUCGAGCAUCAAGUAAUGAGAUUCACAACUUCCUGGGACAUCUGUGGCGCCGUUUCCCGCUACUGUAACCAAAAUGAUCAAAUUCCCGUUCAUUUCUCUGUCUUGAUUCAGAUUGGUGCUUUGCCAGAAUGUGGACCGUUUGUCAGCAUGCUAGGCUAGCCAAUGCUAUAGCAGCCCAUUGGAUUCCAUGAAAAAAUAACUGUUACCGUUGGGAAUUCAACAAGACAACGAAAGUGUUGUUGAAUUGAAUGGGUUGCUAUAUCAUUAGCUAACCUAGCAUGCUGACAAAGGGCUGUUUAAUUAAAAACUCAGUAUUUCGAUCAUCUCGAUUCAUCAUUUCGGGAUGAUUAGGAGUACAGCGAGGUAUGUUUUCCAAGCAAUUUCUUUUGUCACAUUCACAUGGUUAGCGUGAGUGUAGCGAAAUGCUUGCGCUUCUAGUUCCGACUGCAGUAAUAUCUAACAAUUUGCCAACAACUACCUAAUACACACAAAUGUAAAGCGGUGAAUGAGAAUAUGUACAUGGAAGUAUAUGGAUGAGCGGCAUAGACAAGGUGCAAUGGAUGUAUAAAAAAACAGUAUACGUGCUAUGAGUAAGAUAUGUAAAAAUUAUUAAAGUGGCAUUAUUUACAUUGUAUAAAGUGGCCAGUGAUUGGGUCUCAAUGUAGGCAGCAGCCUCUGAGUUAGUGAUUGCUGUUUAGCAGUCUGAUGGCCUUGAGAUAGAAGCUGUUUUUCAGUCUCUCGGCCCCAGCUUUGAUGCACCUGUACUGACCUCGCCUUCUGGAUGGUAGCGGUGUGAACAGGCAGUGGCUUGGGUGGUUGAUGUCCUUGAUGAUCUUUUCGGUCAUAUACCGUGCUGGGCUCUGGUGGUCCACAUUCUGGCAUAGCACCGUUCCGAAUUCAAGAGAGAAAUGAACAGGUCUGAUCAUUUUGACUACCGCUACUGCGGAGUUCAGCUUUAAUCAAGUUUGUAUGCCCCAAGGUGUAAAUAUUAUUUUGUUUUGUCACAUUACCUAAUAUGACCACCAGAGAAGUGACUGAGUCAUGUGUUGAAUUCUGUACCAAAGCUGUCCAAAACCAGCUACUAUUCAACCAAACUGCAAAACCUCUGUGUGGCAGAGUAGUUGUCUUAAUUAUAAUAAACCUUUUUACUCAUUUUAA
Salmo salar (Atlantic salmon) is the source of this 1859-nucleotide messenger RNA. RefSeq names its product mediator of RNA polymerase II transcription subunit 29. NCBI's taxonomy places the organism in Eukaryota, Metazoa, Chordata, Actinopteri, Salmoniformes, Salmonidae. The record is from RefSeq and is a predicted model, not a curated record. Gene Ontology annotation, biological process: regulation of transcription by RNA polymerase II. Gene Ontology annotation, cellular component: mediator complex. Gene Ontology annotation, molecular function: transcription factor binding; transcription coregulator activity.